Messenger RNA from Phlebotomus argentipes, 879 nucleotides. Its product is annotated as cysteine-rich secretory protein 2-like. Gene Ontology annotation, cellular component: extracellular region. Bases 32 to 832 code for a protein of 266 amino acids. Lineage: Eukaryota; Metazoa; Arthropoda; Insecta; Diptera; Psychodidae. The transcript has 6 exons. The record is from RefSeq and is a predicted model, not a curated record.
CACAGGAAGGAGAUCAGCGCGUGAAGAAAGAAUGCUUCGCCCAAUUUGGAUAUUUGUGGUCAUUUCAUUGGGCUUAUCUAACUGCUGGCGAUCCGAGUACAAGCCAAGGAUCUACGGCGAUCGCGUCUCCCCCAAACUCAUUGCGCCACAUUUGAGGAGAGUUCAGCAACGCAUCGUCAUGCUGCACGACUAUUUUCGCACUAAAGUCAUUCCACCCGCCUCCAAUAUGCUGAUUAUGAAGUGGCAUCAUGGAGCUGCAAGGGCAGCGCAGAAGUGGGCAGAUCAGUGCCGAUUGUUGACCCACGACACACCCAAAGGGCGCUGGAUAGACAACUUCGGAGCGUGCGGUCAGAACAUCUUCGUGUCAACGCAAAAGGUGCCGUGGCUUUUUGCGUUGCGGAUGUGGUUCACGGAGAGACAGAACUUCACCUAUGGCUCCCCGAAGAAUGACCUACACGUGAUCGGCCACUACACGCAGAUGGUCUGGGCGGCCACGCACAAGGUCGGAUGCGGUCUGACCAAGUGCACUAGAGGAUUCCGAGGGAAAACCUACUACAACUACGUCUGCAACUACUGUCCCAUAGGAAAUCACGAAGAAAAACUUGGCUUUCCUUACAAGAUCGGACGACCGUGUCAAUCUUGCCCGCAUCAUUGCCACUCCAAGCGAGUCAGAUUAUGCAAGAACGGUUGUCAUGCCGCGGAUCUUUGGGCAAAUUGUCAUGAAUUGAACAAGUGGCCGGGAUGGCUAUGCAACACAGCCACUCAGGAGGGCAAGGAACGCCAAAGGAAUUGCCUGGCGACUUGCACUUGUCGCCACAAGAUCCACGAUUAGCCUUGAGUUCACGAUUUCUUGUGGUGAAAGUGUGCUCAAAAUCUUUA